GUUCUGGAUGAUAAGAAUGUUCGGCGGAGGUUUCGGGCCAGUAACUACCAGAGCACGACGCGGGUGAAGCCGUUCAUCUGUACUAUGCCCAUGAGAUUAGACGACGGAUGGAACCAGAUUCAGUUUAACCUUUCAGACUUCACCCGCCGGGCGUACGGGACAAAUUAUAUAGAGACCCUUCGAGUACAGAUUCAUGCCAACUGCAGAAUUCGACGAGUUUAUUUCUCCGAUCGUCUGUAUUCUGAAGAUGAGCUGCCUGCAGAGUUCAAGCUGUACCUACCUGUGCAGAACAAAGCAAAACAAUGAGUUUUGACAGUUCCUCCCCUCCUCCCAGGAUAUAGUGUUUUCUACAUUGAGCAGUGACCACUAUGCAUCGACUUCUAAGUUAUGAAAUGUUUCCGGUCGACUGACUCUGACCCUCAGAUGUUUUUGUAAUAAAUAUGACCUUGACUCUG
Molecule: messenger RNA, 455 nt
Organism: Hyla sarda
Lineage: Eukaryota; Metazoa; Chordata; Amphibia; Anura; Hylidae
Product: cilia- and flagella-associated protein 20-like
Exons: 3
Biological process (GO): positive regulation of cell motility; cilium assembly; regulation of cilium beat frequency involved in ciliary motility
Cellular component (GO): motile cilium; ciliary basal body
Source: RefSeq, a predicted model, not a curated record